Gymnodraco acuticeps is the source of this 3277-nucleotide messenger RNA. It is a transcript of the gene cunh6orf62, whose product is annotated as chromosome unknown C6orf62 homolog. The transcript has 5 exons. The coding region runs from base 1416 to 2108 and encodes 230 amino acids. NCBI's taxonomy places the organism in Eukaryota, Metazoa, Chordata, Actinopteri, Perciformes, Bathydraconidae. The record is from RefSeq and is a predicted model, not a curated record.
GGGGGAGGCUGUGGAUCGACGAGCUGCUUGUGCCAUUAUCAGCUGCCCAAAAAAAAAAAAACACACAAAGAAACCAAACGCAGAAACGUUGGACGACACGCCGUUAACGAUGGGCCCGCCGGGAGACAGAACAGGCCACAUGUCGACUGAAAGAACGGAGGACUUCAGCUGGAUUGUCGAUUUAUCUUGACAUGGCAUGCAGCAGGGCGAGUCGCAGGUUGUGACGACUGAAGAAAAGAAGAGAAAGAAAACGGCAAACACCUCGAAACUUCAGACGUGAAAACUUGGGGGAGAUUUUGUUUAAGCUAACGUGUAUUUCUCCACGCAGCGUUAGCCGUUGAUUCUCCCGUUUUAUUUUGGUCGAUGAAGUUGUUGACAAGACACGACGACUAGCUAAAAAAAAUGCUGAGCUCAAGCAAAACCAGUUAGUCAGUUAACCCCGCAGGUCGCUUGACUUUCACAACACUGGCAGUCGCAUUGAAGCUGGAGAGAAAAUGUAAACGCGUAGAAAGAUGACUGUACGCUAAGCUAGCCAAACCACACAUAGGCCUCGAUUAAGCCAAUCAGUCAGAAGAUAAGAUGUAGCUUCAUCGACGGGUCACUACUAGUUAGUGUUGGAAGUGAAUGCCUAGAUUAGCUUGCUAGCUCACCUUAGCUAGUGUGCUAAAAAUACGCCCACAUCAUGACUCUCAGCAGUGGCAGCACCGCAGGCCGUGAGCUAAAUGAGUGGCAGUAAAAAGUCAAGGAAAUGUCAAGGCAGUAGUCUUCGAUGUUACCCGGUGCCAAUAUCUCCUGGCAUCUCUAUUUACCUGCCAUGUUAGUCUGUAUCUUAAAUCCGCCUGUAACACGCACAUAACUCGACAGAUAAAUACACACAAAAAGAUAGCCAUGGAUGAGGGACUUUGAAAUGACCCAAAUAGUAAAAUAUGUGUCCGCUUGCUAGUCUCUGUAGUCCUCAAUUUCACUAGCAAAAAAAAAAUAUUGUCAGUAUGGGUUUUUACGGUAGCAGCCGUUUCUGUUGAUUUCAGUUACCUACUCAGAAAAGUUGCUCUUUUAUCUCGUUGGAAUCCCUUGUCGAUGGCAGGUUGAGAAAUAGCUAAUUUGGCUUUAAGUCAUGUCUUAAAACAUGGAUUUCUGAACCAGUAAUAUGGAGAUGUAGUCUUAGUUUGUUGACCAUUCCCCUCCUCAACACUGCCCUUUUACAAAAAUUAAAAUGACUUAGUUUUGUUUCUGAUUUGUCGACCUUCUCAGUUGGUAGUUAGUGGGUAUUUUACAGAUCUAGCCUAGAGUUGUUUGAUGCGUUGUUUCUGCAAAGGGUAGCUAGCGCCAUCCUUUAUCCAGCGUAUGAAUACAAAAGUAGAGCGUGAAGCCAAAGUUUUCUGCAAAAGAGAAGGAACUACCAUCAAAAUCUAACCAUGGGGGACCCAACUUCACGAAGAAAUCAUACAAGAAAUCGACUAAGAGCUCAACUUCGGAAGAAAAGGGAAUCUUUGGCUGAUCAGUUUGACUUCAAGAUUUAUAUAGCCUUCGUUUUCAAAGACAAGAAGAAGAAGUCUGCGCUUUUUGAGGUAGCUGAAGUGGUGCCGGUGAUGACCAACAACUAUGAAGAAAACAUCCUACGAGGUGUGCGAGAUUCCAGCUACUCUCUCGAGAGUUCGAUAGAACUCCUGCAAAAAGAUGUUGUGCAACUGCACGCCCCCCGAUACCAGUCAAUGCGAAGGGAUGUGAUAGGCUGCACACAGGAGAUGGACUUCAUCCUUUGGCCACGCAACGACAUUGAGAAGAUUGUGUGUCUGCUGUUCUCCAGAUGGAAGGGGGCCGAUGAUGAACCCUUUCGGCCCGUUCAGGCCAAGUUUGAAUUUCAUCAUGGAGACUACGAGAAGCAGUGCCUGCAUGCUUUGGGUCGUAAAGACAAGGCUGGAAUGGUCAUGAACAACCCAACUCAGUCUGUGUUUCUCUUCAUGGAUAGACAGCACUUACAGACUCCUAAAACCAAGGCCACAGUGUUCAAGCUGUGCAGCCUCUGCCUAUACUUGCCCCAGGACCAGCUGACCUGCUGGGGUGUGGGAGACAUCGAGGAUCACCUCCGCCCAUACAUGCCUGACUAAGGCUUCCUGCUUCACCCAGCCUCAUUUCUCUCCUGUCUAAACCUUCAGAAGCAAAUAGAUGUACCCAUCUCCACCCGUUUAUUUUAAAAGAUUUGAACUUGUGCUUGGAUCUCUCCUUUUUUUGUUACCUACUUGUUCUCCCCUCCCUGACCAGAAGCUGGUUCGAUUCCCACCCUUGUUUUUCCUCACACCCCAAAUGUUCCUCCUCUUCUCUCUGCCAUUUUUUUGGAUUGGUUUCUCCAUUUUUUAUUUUUUUUUCUCCCUUUACUCCCUUUUCAUUCCCUCCUACUCACUCAUCCAUUUUUGUUCAUUUGAACCUGCACGAACAUUGAUUUUGAGUGGUUGGUUGUUCUCUUGGAGCCGCUCUGUCAACAGCACCGGUCAUUGAAGGAACUCUUUAUGUUGCAUCAAAACAGGAACAAACAAUACACAGGUCUUCACGGUGGUUCUCAGAUGGACGUGUUUGAUAUCCUUGUUGUCAUAAGAAAGGAUUGUUAAAGCUUGUUUGUAAUGUCAAUUGGGUUUCUAGAACUACUUGACACAAUCUUUUGACCAAGGACAGGUGUGAAAAGGUGUUAAAACACCCGUAUAAGCAAAGAUGAACAAUAUUUGUCAAAUCAUAUGGUGUAGGUAUUGCUUCUUAAAAACUGCCUUAGUUUUUUUGCUGGACUUUUAAAAAUUGUUUUGGUGUCAUUUGCUUUCCUCUGAAACAUGCUAGGCGGCCUUUGUUAAAAUCUUGAGUGACCUGAAAGGCAUUGUACACAAGUUGGUUAAAUGUUGAAGGUCAUUGUCAAGCCAUUCAUGCACCAUUAAUUUAAGCUACUGAAAUCUGAUGUUUUGUUUUAUUUGGGAUGUGGGUUGGUGACGAACUGAAAUUGUGACAUAGUUAAUGUUUAACUUGCCUAACAAAAGUUGCUGGAAGCUAACAGAUUUCUUUGUUUAAUUUGACCUACUAAAAUGAAUAUAAUUUGCUACAAUGCUCAUUAAAUUUGAUUUUGCAGGCUUGCUUGCUAAAGAAUAUGAGGUUCAUAGUACAUAUAAUUUAGCUCCUUGUUGAUUCAGUGUGUUCAGUUGAAAGGGUAUAAGGCGUGUAACUUCUGGGUUUUUUCUGUUGAUUCUCAAAUCAAUACUGCUGAGCAUAUCCCAAUACAAUGCAAAUUCUGAAAGCA